GACGACGACGACCCAACCUCGACAAUCGACAACCGCCGCCGCCACAAUGGGUAUCGACUUGGACAGACACCACGUGCGGAGCACUCACCGCAAGGCUCCCAAGAGCGACAACGUUUACGUUAAGCUCCUGGUGAAGCUGUACCGUUUCCUUGCCCGCCGCACGGAUUCGAACUUCAACAAGGUCGUCCUCCGUCGCCUGUUCAUGUCCCGCAUCAACCGCCCGCCCAUGUCCAUCUCCCGCAUUGUUGCGACGGCGGCCAACCCCCACGCGGCCAAGACCAACGAGGGCAAGACCAUUGUCAUCGUUGGCACCGUCACCGACGACAACCGUCUCCUGACGGUCCCCAAGCUCUCCGUCGCUGCUCUGCGCUUCACCUCCACCGCCAGGGCCAGGAUCACGGCUGCUGGCGGCGAGUGCCUGACUCUCGACGAGCUGGCCAUGCGCUCCCCCACCGGUGCCAACACCCUCCUCCUCCGUGGCCCCAAGAACGCCCGCGAGGCUGUCAAGCACUUCGGCUUCGGUCCCCACUCCGGCAAGAAGCCUUACGUCGAGAGCAAGGGCAGGAAGUUCGAGCGUGCCCGUGGUCGCAGAAGGUCGAGGGGUUUCAAGGUCUAAGCUGUUUAAUCGGCAGCUGGUGGUGGACGACGGACAAGGAUUCUCGGGGCUCUCUCACAAUGGCGAUCGAAUGCAUGGUUGGGCUCCUAUGGCGAAAUAUGCUUCCGCAGUGUUUAUGCAUUCGGCUAAGGGAAUAAAAAAUGAAAUCCAUGCGGCUCGCCAUAGAGAUGUAUCACAACGAAGAAUAUCAUCACGACGGCAUGCACGACUCCCCGGACCCGCUGUCACGGACACCAGGCUGAUCGCAAUCUCCCGCUGGGAUGCUUGCGGACUGGCGACAACACCAGCCCUACGACAGACUGAAGCCACUGUCUAUUUGCUUGGCGUAGAAUGGUGCAAUACAAAAGCUUUCUUUGUCUUCAUAUCCGUCUACUUCAUUAUGAAACAACUCUUUAGCACCACCAGUAUUGACUUUAUAGUACGUCAUUCUCGGCGAGCAAGUCGACCACAAAUAAUACCUGCUAAGAGCAGCUCCUGCGGCG
Molecule: messenger RNA, 1098 nt
Organism: Aplosporella prunicola CBS 121167
Lineage: Eukaryota; Fungi; Ascomycota; Dothideomycetes; Botryosphaeriales; Aplosporellaceae
Exons: 4
Coding region: 47-616 (189 amino acids)
Biological process (GO): translation
Cellular component (GO): ribosome; cytosolic large ribosomal subunit
Molecular function (GO): structural constituent of ribosome; RNA binding
Source: RefSeq, a predicted model, not a curated record